Rana temporaria (common frog) is the source of this 2253-nucleotide messenger RNA. RefSeq names its product WD repeat and SOCS box containing 1 (gene WSB1). The coding region runs from base 169 to 1437 and encodes 422 amino acids. NCBI's taxonomy places the organism in Eukaryota, Metazoa, Chordata, Amphibia, Anura, Ranidae. Gene Ontology annotation, molecular function: protein binding. The transcript has 9 exons. Gene Ontology annotation, biological process: intracellular signal transduction. The record is from RefSeq and is a predicted model, not a curated record.
GGACUGUAUGAGCCAUUUUGCAGGCAGUUGUUAGCGUGCGAGUUUGUGGAACGGCUGGGAGGGGAAAAAGCAUCCGCUUGGUGGCGAUUGUACUGAGAACGGUGUGCUGAUAUUAUCAGGAAUAUUUCUCGAGACACCUUCUUCCCUCGACGUCUGGUUCCUAUUUAGAUGGCAAGCUAUCCCGACUUUGUAAACGAGAAUGAAAUAGCAAGAUCACGGACCAUUGGGGAACUUAUAUCGCCGACUUCUCCAUUUGAACAGAAGUAUGGCCGUGAAAACUGGACGGUGGCUUUUGCUCCAGAUGGCUCCUAUUUUGCUUGGUCUCAGGGUCAGCGAAUUGUGAAACUGGUUCCUUGGACUCAGUGCCUUAAGAAUUUUGCUGCUGGCAAUACAAAAAAUAGUGUUAACUUGACAAAUGCAAGGUUGUCACGACAGAACAGUGAUGUAGCACAGAGGAACAAACCACAGGAGCAUACAAUAGACUGUGGGGAUAUCGUGUGGAGCCUGGCUUUUGGAUCAUCGGUGCCAGAAAAGCAGAGUCGUUGUGUGAAUAUAGAAUGGCACCGCUUCAAAUUCGGUCAGGACCAACUUCUCCUUGCCACAGGGCUGGGAAAUGGGCGAAUCAAGAUCUGGGAUGUUUAUACAGGGAAGCUCCUCCUUAAUCUGAUGGAUCAUGCUGAAAUUGUAAGAGAUUUGACAUUUGCCCCAGAUGGCAGCCUUAUACUUGUUUCUGCUUCCAGAGACAAAACGCUCAGGGUGUGGGACCUGAAAGAUGAUGGAAACAUGAUGAAAGUGUUAAGGGGACACCUAAACUGGGUGUAUUGCUGUGCAUUCUCCCCCGAUUCCUCCAUUUUAUGUUCCGUCGGAGCUGGUAAAGCAGUGUUUCUGUGGGACAUGGAUAAAUACAUUAUGAUUCGUAAGCUAGAAGGGCACUACAAUGAUGUGGUAGCAUGCGAGUUCUCUCCUGAUGGAGCUUUGUUGGCUACUGCAUCCUAUGAUACCAGGGUUUAUGUUUGGGAUCCCCAUAUUGGGUCUAUUCUCUUUGAACUUGGGCACUUAUUUCCUCCACCCACACCUAUAUUUGCAGGAGGAGAUAAUGGUCGAUGGGUGAGAUCUGUCUCAUUUAGUCAUGACGGAGUACACAUUGCAAGUCUUGCUGACGACAGGUUGGUGAGAUUUUGGCGCAUUGAUCGUAAAUGUCCUGUUGAAGUUGCACCUCUAAAUAAAGGUCUUUGCUGUGCCUUUUCUACUGAUGGCAGUGUUCUAGCUGCUGGAACUCAGGAUGGAAAUGCAUAUUUCUGGGCAACUCCCACUUAUGUUUCCAGCCUUCAGCACUUAUGUCGAAUGGCAAUAAGAAGAGUGAUGACUACAAGUCAAGUCAAGAAUCUGCCAGUGCCUCCAAAAACCAUGGAUUUUCUUACCUACCAAAUGGUAUAAGGAACUUUAUUCCAUCAACCUGUUCCAUUUGUUGAAACUGGCAACGCACUCAAAUGCAUUACACCAUUUAUGCUUUAAAUGUUACAACCUAUUUUGAAUAUUUAAAGUACAGUAUUUAAACAUUGAUGCAUUUCUGAUCACGCUGAGCUUUAAAUGUGAUUUUAGGGGUGUUCUACAUCCCUCCCAAGGUGAAAUUGGAAUGUGGACUCACAAUCUGUACAACUGUGAAACUGUAAAUACAUGUGUAAGCUGCUAUACGUGCAUUUCUGUUGCUUAAAUAUUUAGAACUUUUUUUUUUUUUUUUUUUUUAGUAUGGCUUAUUUUAGAAUGUCUGUUUCAUCUUUUGUGUAUGAUGAACUAUGAACUAGGGUCUGCUGGUGCGUGCUGCAAAAUGUGGACUGGGAUCCAUUCGGUGGGGCUGUUGUAGGCAAGAGGUGACCUAAGUGAUUUUCCCCUAACUUACAUUCUUCCUUCCUCCCUUUUUUUUUUUUUUGGUGACGUUGUCACAAAGUACAGAUUUACUCUCUGGCUUUAAGUUUUAACUUCAUGAGUCCAGUCUUCAUGUUUUUUCAUGUACAUGUUUUUAGAGAUGAGUUUGUGGGGGUUAGAUUGUAUUGCAAUAUUCUACAUGUGAGCCCUCAUGAAAAUCUUUAGGGGCUUAUUUUGGUUGGCUGCCAAAGAUGAGCAAAGUGUUCUCUACUGCCUUUUGCUGUUUGCACUUGCAAGUUAAACGAAUGUAUGCAGUGCACCUAAUGCUAACCAUAUAUUUUUGUUGAAUUAUGCCAAAAGGUCUAUAAAUAAACACUUUUUUUGUAA